This is a messenger RNA of Medioppia subpectinata, 999 nucleotides long. Lineage: Eukaryota; Metazoa; Arthropoda; Arachnida; Sarcoptiformes; Oppiidae. The record is from the annotation of a GenBank genome assembly.
UGUUUAGUGCACACGUGGUUCAUGAGCGCCGACUUUCAGCUCCACAUCCUAUCUUUCUUUGCGAUACUCGCCUUAAGUAAAGCCAAGGGUUUCGGUGUAAUGCUGUGCACAGGACUCAUACUAUGCGGUAUUGCUAUACCAUCGGCGGUCAAUCUGAAGACAAACGGACCGCCAAUGCCUAUGCCUUUCGAGGAACCGGAUUUGGAUCAGUUCUACCGCGACCUCAACACUCAAUACCACCCGACGUAUAAUCAUUUGUCCACAUAUUUUAUCGGUGUUUUGGUCGGCUAUCUGUUGACCAGAAGCAAUGAUUUGCGGCUCAGUUGGCCGUCAAACACGAUAUUGUGGUUAGUGUUGCCGGUGUGCACCCUAUCGGCCACUUUCGCCACAUACCUGUGGACAGGGCUCGAGUGGGAGUACAGUAAGGCGACGGCGGCGGCCUAUUCUGGCCUACAUCGAUUUGUGUAUAUACUAGCGUACGCUUGGCUCGCCAUUUACUGCUCAGCUAAUAGCAAGAGUAAUUUUAAUAUUUACUCAACCGGUGGCGUAAUCUUGUAUUCAAUGUGUUUAUCACUAAUACUAUACCUCCUGUUUGAGAGCUGUUGGAGUAAUGUAUUGAGUCUCGCAUUGAAGAAGAAACGGAUGGAUAAGACGGACGACAAGCAAAAGGAUGUGACGGAAGAGACGAAGACUAACGGAGGAGGAAAACAAUCGCAAAUAUUUAGCCAUAAACUAAAUGGAAAGUCCAUUGAAGCCGAGUAUAACAUAAGCAGACAUAUGGACACCAAUAAUAAUAGUAAUCAUAAUAAUAAGAAAAGUCAUUGGAAAGCAUAUUCUGGUGCCGGAAACGCGUUGCCUGAAUAUAGGGUCCGAUCGAUGGCCGGCGCCGGCAGUGUCUACAUAGAUGUGGGACAUGUAGGACACGACUCCCAACCCAUCAACGCUCACAUUAAUCAAUCGUUUAAUGCCUAUCAAACCGCUGGCAAUACCAAACUUUAA